Messenger RNA from Tinamus guttatus (white-throated tinamou), 3787 nucleotides. The record is from RefSeq and is a predicted model, not a curated record. NCBI's taxonomy places the organism in Eukaryota, Metazoa, Chordata, Aves, Tinamiformes, Tinamidae.
AUGACGAGCGCUCUGCCCGCCGCUUGGCCGGUGAGGACCUGUCCCUGCCAGGCCGGGAGCGAUGGCUGGGCCGGGGGCGGGUGGGAACGGAUGGGAGGCGCAGGGGCACAGCCCUGGCCACGAGGGCAAGCUAGGAUUUGUACCAGUGAGCUAGCGGUAGCCUCCCUUUCGGGGCCUGUCCCCUCUAGCAAAUCCCCGGGUUCAGCUCGUGCCCGUGGCCAGGUUGGGGCUGCUGCUUCCCUUGGCUCGUGCCGAAAUCUGCCCGGGCAGAGCAGGUGCUGCUGUCGCUCCCGCGCGCCCGCCCUCGCUGCCGCUGUUCCCAAUGACUCGCUAUCAUCGGGAACACCGUCGCCUCUCCGAUUAGUCCCUGCCGUUAGUUGCGAUGGAAUUGUCAGGGAGAGCAGCCCUUUCAUCAACGAUGCUGAGACGGACAGAGGAAACUCAUAUGAAGGGAAGAAUAUGGCUCUCUUUGAGGAGGAAAUGGAUAGCAACCCCAUGGUAUCAUCUCUUCUUAAUAAACUGGCAAACUACACUAAUCUGACUCAAGGUGUGGUGGAACAUGAAGCAGAUGAAGACAGCAAACGAAAGGAAAUCAAGGUCCCACGUAUGGGCACUUUCAUUGGGGUGUACCUGCCCUGCCUGCAGAACAUCCUUGGAGUCAUCCUUUUCUUGCGCCUCACGUGGAUUGUGGGCACAGCUGGAGUUCUCGAGUCAUUCAUCAUCGUGUUCAUGUGUUGUGCUUGUACUAUGCUAACCGCAAUUUCCAUGAGUGCAAUAGCAACAAAUGGUGUAGUUCCAGCUGGAGGCUCUUACUACAUGAUUUCAAGAUCUUUAGGACCAGAGUUUGGUGGAGCAGUGGGACUUUGUUUCUACUUGGGUACAACGUUUGCAGGUGCAAUGUACAUUCUCGGCACCAUUGAAAUUCUAUUGAAGUACAUCUCGCCCAGUGCUGCUAUAUUUAAAGCUGAAGAGGUCAGUGAUGAACCUGCGGCUAUGCUGAACAACAUGAGAGUUUAUGGAACGUGCAUCAUCAUUCUGAUGGCCAUCGUGGUCUUUGUAGGAGUCAAGUAUGUCAACAAACUUGCCCUGGUCUUCCUUGCCUGUGUCAUUCUCUCCAUCAUUGCCAUAUAUGCAGGAGUUAUUAAGACUGCUUUUGACCCGCCUGAUUUUCCUAUCUGUCUUCUUGGGAACCGUACCCUGUCAAAAAACAACUUUGAUGUCUGUGCCAAGUUUAUUGAAAGCAAUAAUGAAACAAAGACUACGAGGCUGUGGCGUCUCUUCUGUGAUAGCUCAUUGCUCAAUGCCACAUGUGAUGACUACUUUGUUCUCAACAACGUGACAGAAAUUCAAGGGAUUCCAGGAGUAACGAGUGGAGUUCUCAUUGAUAACCUGUGGAGUGCCUAUUCAGAAAUGGGCUCAAUAGUUGAGAAAAAAGGUCAGCCAUCAGUUGCUGGAACAGAAGACGCAAAAGUUCUCGGACUCCCAUAUGUUUUUACAGACAUCAUGACCUACUUCACAAUGCUGGUGGGGAUUUAUUUCCCAUCUGUGACAGGUAUUAUGGCAGGUUCAAACAGAUCUGGAGAUCUUAAGGAUGCUCAGAAAUCUAUUCCUACUGGAACUAUUUUGGCUAUUGCAACUACAUCUUUUAUUUAUCUCUCCUGCAUAGUACUCUUUGGUGCCUGUAUAGAAGGUGUGAUACUAAGAGACAAGUUUGGAGAAGCAGUUAAUGGAAACCUAGUGGUUGGUACGCUGGCCUGGCCUUCUCCGUGGGUGAUUGUGAUCGGCUCGUUCUUCUCCACAUGCGGUGCUGGUCUCCAGAGCCUCACGGGCGCGCCCCGCCUCUUGCAGGCCAUUGCGCGGGAUGGCAUCGUACCGUUUAUUCAAGUAUUUGGUCAUGGAAAAGCAAAUGGAGAGCCAACGUGGGCUCUACUCCUCACUGCUGGUAUCUGUGAGAUAGGAAUUCUGAUAGCCUCUUUGGACAGUGUAGCACCAAUUCUUUCAAUGUUUUUCCUUAUGUGCUAUAUGUUUGUAAAUCUGGCUUGUGCAGUGCAGACUCUCCUACGGACUCCCAACUGGAGACCUCGUUUCAAGUAUUACCAUUGGACUCUUUCAUUCCUGGGGAUGAGUUUAUGUCUUGCCUUGAUGUUCAUUUGCUCUUGGUACUAUGCUUUGGUUGCCAUGCUGAUCGCAGGAUGUAUUUACAAAUACAUAGAAUAUAGAGGAGCGGAAAAAGAAUGGGGUGAUGGGAUCCGAGGCCUGUCUUUGAAUGCCGCUCGCUACGCUUUGCUUCGCGUUGAGGAUGGCCCUCCUCACACCAAGAACUGGAGACCUCAAGUCUUGGUCUUGUUAAAUCUGGAUUCUGAACAGUUAGUAAAGCAUCCUCGACUGCUUUCUUUCACCUCUCAAUUGAAGGCUGGUAAAGGGCUGACUAUUGUGGGAUCUGUUCUUCAGGGAAUCUACUUGGAUAAAUGUGUGGAAACUCAGAAAGCUGAAGAGAAUGUUAAAGCUUUAAUGGGAAUAGAAAAAACAAAAGGAUUUUGCCAGAUUGUGGUUUCUCCAAGUUGCAGAGAUGGAAUAUCCCAUUUGAUUCAGUCGGCUGGCCUAGGGGGGAUGAAGCACAAUACAGUCCUGAUGGCAUGGCCACAGUCGUGGAAGCAGACAGAAAACUAUUUCUCUUGGAAGAACUUUGUUGACACUGUACGAGAAACAACAGCAGCUCAGCAAGCUCUGUUGGUUGCUAAAAACAUUGACUUGUUUCCAACAAAUCAAGAACGUUUCACUGAUGGAAACAUCGAUGUGUGGUGGAUUGUUCAUGAUGGUGGCAUGCUGAUGUUGCUGCCUUUUCUUCUUCGACAGCACAAGGUUUGGAGGAAAUGUAAAAUGCGCAUAUUUACUGUAGCUCAAAUGGAUGAUAAUAGCAUUCAAAUGAAGAAGGAUCUACAGAUGUUCUUGUAUCACCUUCGACUGAAUGCUGAAGUGGAAGUUGUUGAAAUGUUUGAAAAUGAUAUUUCUGCAUUCACGUAUGAGAAGACACUUGUGAUGGAGCAGCGAUCUCAGAUGUUAAAGCAGAUGCAACUAUCAAAGAAUGAAAGAGAAAGAGAGAUUCAGAGCAUCACUGAUGAGUCUCGAGGCUCAAUCAGAAGGAAAAGCUACUCUAGUCCACAGUCCAUUGGCCAGGACGUACAGGCACUGCUACCUAAUGAUUAUGCAGAGGACGAGGCUCAGUUAAUCCAUGACAGAAACACUGCGUCCCACUCGGCUCCAGCUGUGAAAGCAAAUGUGGCUGCUGCUGCCCCAGAAAAAGUGCAAAUGACUUGGACUAAAGAAAAGUUUGUAGCUGAAAAACAUAAAAACAAAGAAACAAAUCUGUCCGGUUAUAAAGAUAUUUUCAACAUGAAGCCAGAAUGGGGAAAUCUGAAUCAGUCAAAUGUGAGAAGAAUGCACACUGCUGUGAAGCUCAAUGGAGUCGUCCUUAAUAAAUCACAGCAUGCACAGCUAGUUCUCCUGAAUAUGCCUGGACCUCCUAAAAACAGAAAAGGAGAUGAAAACUACAUGGAGUUCUUGGAAGUUCUGACAGAAGGUUUGGACAGAGUUCUCCUAGUCCGAGGCAGUGGACGUGAAGUGAUCACCAUUUAUUCUUAACCUUUUUGUUUUCUUUUUUGUUCUGUUUUUUAACUGAAUGUGCAAAGUUAUUUGCCAUAAUUUGAGCAACUUCACAAAGAGUUCUAGUGCAUUGAAAAUGAUCUGCGACCUGAAUCUUCUGAUGAGGUGUUUUGUUUUUUUUCUA